Messenger RNA from Ananas comosus (pineapple), 2981 nucleotides. RefSeq lists its product as uncharacterized. The coding region runs from base 192 to 2669 and encodes 825 amino acids. The transcript is spliced from 4 exons. The record is from RefSeq and is a predicted model, not a curated record. Lineage: Eukaryota; Viridiplantae; Streptophyta; Magnoliopsida; Poales; Bromeliaceae.
CACAGAUGGAAACCCCUCCGACUCCCUCUCCCGUCUCUUCCGUCUAUUACAAUACUCUCGUGAUGCUAAGAUGACUCCAGCGCCAAUCUCGUCGUUUAUUCGAAGCUUGGAGAGCCAUCCCGCGAGCAUUUGAGUCGCCAUUACACGUUCGCACAACAGUCAGAGACGCUAGCAAGAAGUGGGGGAAUUUGAUGGGACAAAAGAAGACAGAUAGUUUUGAGAGACACAGUUCAGUCCUUGUGGGUGCAAUUUUCAUGUGCAACCGAAGGACAAAGAAGGAAUGUCUUGGAAGAAAGCUUUUCGGUUUUCCAUAUAAUCAGGCAGAUUUUGUAAAGAAAGUAAAAGCUGGCAUGGUGCUAUUUUUAUUUGAAUAUGAGGAGAGGAAACUUCAUGGGGUGUUUGAGGCAACUUCAGAUGGUGCGCAGAAUAUUGUGCCUGCUGCAUUUUCCUCAUCAGGGAGGCUUUACCCUUCUCAGAUUCGUUUCAGAAGAACUUGGUCUUGCAAGCCACUGUCUGAAGACGAAUUCUGUCAUGCUAUUGAAGAAAACUACUAUGAGCCCUUCAAGUUCCACUUUGGUUUGACUUACAAACAGUUGAUCAUUCAGGUUUCCAAGCUGAUUUACUUGUUUUCUUUGAAGAAGACUAGUGUUCAACCUUACUGGGAAGCAACGAUACCUAACAAAAUGGAACAGCAGUUUGAGGGCACAGUUAGGGGAACUAGAUCAGUAAGGCUUAAUUCACAUGAACAACAUAAGUCUAUUUUAACAUCUGAAAAUUCGGCAGAUGAUUCCCGACAUGGGCUGUUUCAAAAGGUCCCAUACGGUGGUACCAAAUCGCUGUUUGGUUCUAUGUUUUCAGAAUCUCAAAAUGACAGCUCUCUUAAGAGUAAUUUGUCAAGUACGUUCUACGAUCAAUUUCACAAUAUCCCAAGCCAUGGAGUUGACCUCUCCUCCUCCAUUACUCAAGGCAUAGUUGGUUCAUUUUACAAGGAUCCAACUGCUUAUCCAAGGCUUUCCACCGGCACACACAUGCCUCCUAUUAGGAAUCAAUCUCCAAUACAAUCAGAUCUAAAUACCUUAAAUAUAUUGCCUGCCUCUAGCUUCCAGAGUACAUUUCUGCUUAACAGCGAAGAAGUGAAGAGAGACACAUCAUUCCCAGUUUAUGAGUCUGCUAGAAUCAGUACUCUUGACCAAGGUUACACUAGUCAUGCUACUCUCCAAGAUAACCAGGCUUACUCUCCUGACUAUUAUAUCCCUCCUGUUGUUAAAUCUGCUCCAGUAAACAAGAUUGUUGCACCAAAGGGCAUAGAAACUUUUCUGCCCUUGGUUGAGAGUUCAGGCAACAGUAACCAUCUCGCAGCUGAAAUGGAAUAUACUGUGAGAGGACAGCAACAUCAUAAUGUAGGGUCUGCCCCUGACUAUAUACCGCUCUCUUUGGAAUAUGAUGACUUCUGUGAUUCCAAGAUUGGCAUAGACUAUGAAGAAGAUCCGGCGCCUGACCUCCUAAUAAUGCAUGGAGAGAAUUACCGACAUCCUCAGCCUGUGGCCAAUUCCAGACUACAAUCAGAUUUUGAGCAAAGAAAAAGUGUGUUCACUCGUUUAUCAAGUGUGCCACGACCCACUCGUCAAAGCAACAUCAGACAUGAAUAUGAAGCAGGUCCCUCAGUGGAUCAAAUUUUGAGUAUCAUAUCUCAGAGAAGAGAACUGUGGGCUAAGACUUUUGGUACAACAGUUGAUGUGUCAAACAUAAUAAGUUGGGAUGAGGAAGAUGUACCUGAGACUACAUCAGAAAAAGAAUUAAACAAAGCUGAUUUUGAUAGUGAGUUGGAUUCAAGCAGUGAAGCAGUUGCCGAAGAAUGUAUUCAGCUUCUUUUCAGGGAUUUCAAGCGGCGGAGCAGUAAAGUUCAAAAGAUGAAGAGUGGGAGUGGGAUGCAUGAGACAACGGAGAGCAAUAAAGAUGAGGGGUCCCAAAGAAAGAGAAGACGACUGGUGCGGCCAUCCUUCAAUGAAGAGGAGCACCAAAGCAUGCAUACAGAGCAUAAGAGCGUACAGAUCUCUGCAGGAAUCAUUGAAAGUGUGCCUUUGGUUAAAGAGGAUGAGCUUAGGAAAGAUGAACAUUUUCAGACGGGAGAGGAGAACCAAAGCGUGCAUACGGAGCACAAGAGUGUACAGAUCUCUGCGGAAAUCAUUGAAACUGGCACUUUGAUUAAAGAGGAUGAGCUCACGAGAGAUGAACAUUUUCAGACUAAAGAGGAGCACCAAAGCAUGCAUACAGAGCACAAGAGUGUAGAGAUCUCUACAGAAAUCAUUGAAAGUGGCGCUUUGGUUAAAGAGGAUGAGCUCAUGAAAGAUGAACAUUUUCAGACUGAAAAUUCUUCAUCUGCUAACAUACCAGCCAACAAUUUGGAGAUUACAUCAAAAGAAUUGGAAACAUGCAAGAAUGAUGUAUCUGGUGGCAAUACAGAGAGGCUCUCGCUAGAACCCGGUGCUCAGCAUCCCACGAUCUCUGUUACUUUGUCUGUUGGAGGCACAGGAGCUGAUGCACCCAAAGUACGUAGCAGUUGGCAAUCUGUACUGCAAGGAGAAAGUGAUAUUUGUAGGGGAAGUAGUGAAAUGGAUCUAAAUGUAGCACCUACACUUGUUGCUGACGAUACCAGAAUUACUGAAUGAUCACUCCGCCGGCAAGCUCUUAGACUAUUGUUUUGUUUUGAAGGUUCUUUGCUUUAGCCUUCUACUAAUUCAUCUGCUUAUGGUAGCUGAGUAGGUUUGCAGAGUACAAUCUUCUGAAAAGACUUAGUAGCUAGAUGUGCAUAGAUCAUCCUAGUUUUUAAUUUGUUUCUUUCUUUUUCUUUUAGCUCUUUUGGAUUACACUUGGCUUUAUGGGAUGUUAGGAUGUUAUCUUAAUUCCUUCUGUUUUGGCUUUAUACACUUUGUAGCUACCUAUUAUUAUUGUAACAAGGCAAUACCGGAUCAAGCAAUCUA